AAAAUGGACUUCCUAACAAGGCAUGUCACCUUUUUGGACCAAGUUUAAACAGAGGUCCAGGGACAUCACAGUCAUGAAUAUUAAGGAAAUAAAGUUUCCUGUGGACAACUAACCAAACCAGUUCCUGACUUGAGAAACAUCAUCUCAAAGGAGCACUUCUUCCCCACCUUCCUAAGAAGUGAAGUCUAUAGAAGCCAAUACUGCUAGAGAGUGCUUUGUAAUAACCAAAAAAGUUCCAACAGUGCUUGUGCCUUCUUUCCUGCAUCUAACUAAAUGAAGGCACUUUCUCUGUUCCCAGAACUACUUUCUUGAUGGACCUUCUCUUUGGUGUUAGAAUAUUCAUGAAAUCCUCCCCUCACCCAGUUCAGGACAUUUGAGUCUCUUGAAAAACUUGAAAAAUGGAAGCCUUAGAAGUAGAUGAUAUCAGCCCUGCCUUGGAAGUGACUGAGGAUUUCUUCAGUUGUUUUGAUAGUAAGUUAGAAAAGGUGGUCCAGCAAGCUGAGGUUUAUGGCAUUCAGGAAGUUCCUGAAUUGGUAGGGCAUGAAGUAUUCAAUAAAAUAGCGGACAGUGGUGCCAUCAGGGGUGGCACCUCCCUGGGCAAAGGCAGCAGUAUCAUUUGGGAUGGCUGUCAAAAUGGCCUCUUAGAAACCAAAGUACAAAAUGUAUUCCCUGCCAAAGAACAGUUUAUAGUCCAGAGAGGUACAGCUCCUGAUAACCUCUCCUGGAUGGAACAAAGGGAAGCUUCAACUUUUAAUUUUUUCAACAUCUGUCAACGUCGGAGGGACAGGCCUCGGUCUGUGAAUGACUUACUGGAUGAGACCUCUUCUUUUAAGCCAGGCCAUGCCCGAUCUCGGUCAGAUACUACUCAUGUGGAGUGGGGAGUAGUCUUCAAAUCAACUCCUUUGCAGCAGCCAUCUGUUCAAGGCACUCAACCAGCAAAGUCACCUUUCUUAUCAUCAUCCCACCACAAAGGAAAGGAUGCUCAAGGAAAUACAGAACAUAGACAAACAUUCCCAAAUAUUCUGAAGAAGGGUUACCUUGAAAUUAGGAAAGAUCAUGACAGUUACUGGCAAAGCUGUUAUGCUGAACUUUCACCGUAUAAUCUGUACUUCUACUGUCUUGAUAACAGUGGCAAUCAGAACCUUUAUGCUACUUACCAGCUUUCACGCUUCCAGAACAUAUCGGUCCUGGGCAACCUUGAGACCAGAACGGUGGAUACAGUCCUGUCUGACAACACACAGCUACAACUGAAGGCAGACUCACCAUGGGAAGCCUUGGACUGGGGACAGAAACUUUGGGAGGUGGUGCAUGCUGCCAUGCCAACUUACAUGGGGCAACGCGAUGAACUGGAAAACUCAGCAGUGCUAGGACAUGAUGACUUUCUACAUACUCAGUGCUUACAGAAGUCCAGUGGGCUGCUCCAAUCAACUGCUUUCAUAGACUGCUCCAAACAGUACCAAAACAUCCUCAAGUCUGGGACACUUUAUAGACUCACUGUCCAAAAUAACUGGAAGGCUUUUACUUUUGUACUGAGUAAAGCCUAUCUCAUGGCUUUUCAGCCCGGUCGCCUAGAUGAGGAUCCCCUGCUGAGCUACAAUGUCGAUGUAUGCCUAGCUGUUCAGACUGACAGCCUGGAUGACUGUGACUCCUGUUUUCAAGUCAUCUUCCCACAAGAUGUCCUCCGCCUACGGGCUGAGACUCAGCAAAGGGCACAAGAAUGGAUGGAGGCCCUGAAAACAGCUGCCAAUGCAGCCAGGAGUUCAGGGCAAAACUUACAAGUCACCCUUAGAAACAAAUCUAGGGAUCAGAUGGGUGGGCAUGAUCUCAGGAAGAGCAAACGCCGGUCUGUGACUACCAGUUUCCUGAGUAUUCUCACAACCUUGUCCUUGGAAAGAGGUCUCACCGCUCAGAGUUUUAAGUGCGCAGGCUGUCAGCGAUCCAUAGGUCUGUCCAAUGGAAAAGCCAAGGUGUGCAGUUAUAGUGGAUGGUAUUACUGCAGUAGCUGUCAUGUGGAUGACCAUUUUCUUAUCCCAGCACGGAUAGUUCACAACUGGGAUAUUUCAAAAUAUAAGGUAUCUAAGCAAGCCAAAGAGUUUCUGGAGUAUGUGUAUGAGGAGCCGUUGAUUGACAUCCAACAGGAAAAUCCCAUGUUGUACAGACAUGUUGAACCACUGGCAACUGUUGUCCGUCUAAGGCAGCAACUGAAAUCUCUCCGAGCCUAUUUGUUCAGCUGCCGCGCUGCUGUAGCUGAGGAUCUUCGAAGAAGAAUUUUCCCCAGAGAAUACCUCCUUCAACAGAUCCAUCUGUACUCUCUUGCAGACCUACAGCAGGUAAUUGAAGGAAAGCUGGCCCCUUUCUUGGGAAAGGUCAUUAAAUUUGCCACCUCACAUGUGUACAGCUGCAGCCUGUGUAGCCAAAAGGGCUUCAUCUGCGAAAUCUGUAACAAUGGAGAGAUCCUUUACCCUUUUGAAGAUAUUUCAACAAGCAGAUGUGAGAGCUGUGGAGCAGUUUUCCACUCUGAAUGCAAAGUGAAGUCAGUCCCCUGCCCGAGGUGUGUCCGUCGAGAGCUGCAAAAGAAGCAGAAAUCCUUCUGGAGGAGACUAAAUAUGGAUGAGAGCCUAGAAGAGGCAUGCAGCAUGUUUGAGCUGUCUUACCAGAACACAUGACUGCCAGCCGCAGGCCCUGGGGGAGCACGAUCUGCUGGUUCACUAACAGGUGGUACAGCAGCUUCUGAACGAUCCAGACACAUACUGUGGGAGGGAGAUGUGUCUGUCCUUAAGCUAGAGAUACAGACACAUAUAUGUUUAUGUUUUCAUAUGUACGUAGGUACUGUCCAAAGGCCCUCGAAGCCUUUGUGGCUUGAAAAUUACCCCUAGCUGAUUACAUUUUGUCAGGAUUUUCAGCUGCUUCAUCUCAAGCAAGAUGUAGUGUACACAUGAUGCUUUUGAGGUCACAGACUUUUCUCUUUGGCCCUCCGGAGCCAUUUUAUUCUAUAGGCAGAAACAUUUUCUGCCUUGCUUAUUGUUUCAUUCUGGGGUUGUCAUUUAGUAAGCAACAACCAUGCUUCGGGUGAUUUUUGUGUUAUUUUUAGCCUUCACAGAAGCUGAAGCAAUUGCAACAAGUUAAUCCAUCAUCUGUUUCAUGGGAAAGUUUUCAGAAUACAGUGACUCCUCUUGGCUCCUUCCAGGACCCACUAUCACUGGCUGUGUCCCCUCAUCUCAGUUUCUGCCAUAGGAACUAUAAUCCCCCACCUGGUAUUUCACCUAAACAAAGUGGAAUAUCUUGGAAGCUGUGUGUGGGUGCUUAUUCUGAUAGCACUCAGCCUGAUUUCACCCAUGGAGCUAGUUCUGAUUUUUAAAUUACACUUAUAAAUCUUGCUUCCUGAUAAAAUACAAGAUUUCUAUGAAAAAUUGUAAUCAGACCAUUUGUUGAUAUAUAUCCCAGCAGCAUUCUCUUCAUGGGGUGGCCACAGGCUGUAUGUGCCAGAUUAUAUUCACAGCUAUUUUAAAUCAGAAAUGCCAUAGGAAAGCCCAGUGUCCUUUCAACAGGGGUGAUAUUUAUGGUUUUUAAUGGGGCUGGGCUCAGAAGAAAUUCUAUCAUUUUACCUAAACUGCAAUUAACAGACUGGCAAAUACAGUCUAUGAUGAUCCCACUCCAGGAGAAGAUGCCUUCACUGUCUUUGAAGGCAAAUCACUGUUAAUGCCUACAAAUUCUUCCCAACCACCUUCUGUCUUGGUUCCCAUCGCAAUUGUUUUGGGUCUAUAACCUACUGCUUAAUAUUAGCUCUGCUUUCAUGUUAUGUCAUUUUUUUAAGUUUCUCAGUCCGUCUUAUUUAUACUACUUGAGUUCUAAGAGUAUAAGAAUAAGUAAUAUUUAGUACUUUAAAAGGAAAAAAAGCUAGAAAACAUAUCCACUUUAAUAAAACCAUGAGUGCUAGAAUAAAUAGGAAGAGUAGUUCCUUUGCUACUGGGCAGGGUCGUGGUUUUCCCAGAGCAGUGUCCUUUUAAAGGCCACAGGUACUAUUGUCACUAGGACAGAAAUGUCAGGUGGGACAGCCCUGGAAACAUGAUUUGCUUUCAUUCCUUUCCAUUAAAAUAACUCUCGCCACAAUACUAAAGUGUUGAAAAUUAAAGGUGAAUUCCUAAUCGACUUGGGAGGUCCAUUUCAUUUCACUGCAGAUCAGAAGCCUUUGGCUUCUUUGUCAUUUGAUUAUUGCUGAGUUUUUAAAACUUCACCUCACUUUGUUUCACAAAGAACCCUCCCUGAUUACAUUCGUCCUCUCUUCCUCCCUUUCUCCAGAGCUCCGCACAUGUAUUUUUAUGUCACCCUCACACAAAGGAAUAACUAAGCUGACUGGUGCCGGCGGGCAGUUAUAUGUGAACGUUUCACUUCUGGACUCACACCGGUCCCCCAUAUUGCAGACCACACAUUUCAACUUAAGAGCUAACCACCAGGCGUUUCGUUUCUGAAUUAUACAGUAGCUGAAGUGCUGUAGCUGAGGCGUGAAAACUUGUUAGAAGGCCAGGCCUAUUCAUAAGAAGCCUUAUGGUGCCUUUUCCUCUUGGAAAAACAGGUUAUCUUCACCACCACCACUCUAUCCACCCUUCCUUUUCCCUCUCCUCCCCAACAUGGAUUACAUACAAAAGAAAAGGGGUGGCAAUUUUAAAAUAAGCAGUUGGCAGACAGGCAAACAAUCUGAUCUCCCCUCACCCCCCACGUUCCUGAAAUACAGUAUUUAUAUUUUCUAGCCUCAGAGAAGAUAGCAAAACAUGAUCUUUCACAAGAGAAUUAUAGACCUGCUUAUUAUAAAACAGAUGUGCUCCAAUGGCAAAGUGCCUUCCUCCCUCCACCCCCAGUUCCUUGUCACUGUAGCUUAUUUUUUGCCUUUGUUAUAAUUAAUGUAUCUGUGAUCUGGCUACGACUAAGCUUAGCCAUAGUGAGCUACAUUUGGAGACCUGAGGAGUAGGAUUGCUCUUCUCCUCCCCUGACAUACUCAAUCUCUGUACAGUCUUACCCAAUCUCAGAUCUUCCCAGGAGUAAAGACAUGAGUUUGGCCUCUCAGGCCUUGUGGCUUUGUUUCACAAGGUGCCCAUGAAGGUGGCCUUGAUAGACAGGAGUUCAGAUGAAACCCAUGAGAAAUCUGUCCACAUCCAUCACUUUAUGCAUGUUUCCAAAGGAAGACAUAGAAUUGAAAUUGCAGUCAUCCACCCGGAUCUGGAACAGUGGCCUUGCUGUUUUGGUCCUUUCCCGUCAUUGUGAAGCUUCCUCAAGGUCCAGUUUCAACAACCCUGGCUGACAGGCCUCAACUUAGCUUCUCUGUUUCCAUCCCAACAUCUGCUGGUGAUGAGGAUCACACACAUUUGAAUUUACAUAUGCAGUGAAAAGGCAAAGUUGCCGUUUAUACCCCAGAAUGCCUUAGAAGAGUCUAUGAUACUUUUUUUUUUUUUUUUACUGUUUUCAAGUCAAAUAAAUGGCUUUGUGCAGUGCAUUCAGCAUUUGCCCCUCCUGUUAGGAAACAGUCAGACUGGAUGCAAACCUCAUGGAUCACUACCUUCUUAAGGCCAAAUGAAUAUCCUGCUUUCCUGUGUGUCCUGUUUCUCAGCCUAGGUUGAAUGUCUUGCAUGUGAGGCAUAUAACAAAAUGGCCAAUUAAUCUCCUAGAGCUGGCAGCAGGUUCGAGGAACAUUUCUUCACUGACAAGGGCCAACCAAUUCCCUGGUGCAUCCCCUGAGGAAAUCACUUCUGUCGGUGCCAGAAACAUUGUAGGGUGUGAUAUUGUCCAAUCUUGAUGAAAUAUUGGCAAGUCAAACUGUGCAGCAAAGAAGCCAGUUCCUUAAAUAGACCUCAAUUUGCACCACUACAGGAAGGCCACAGAGCCCUUAAAAUCACUUAACUGAAAUGGAAGAAAUUUUCUUUUCGGGUCUAGUUUUCCCCCAAAGUUAAGAACAUUUCUACAGGACAAACCAAGCAAACUUCUGCUUCUCUGCCUUUUGGUGGGGCAACGUUAUAGUCAUUUUCACAUCCCCCAAGAUCGGGAGAGUAAUCUUCCUUUGGAAUAUUUGAUUAGCUACUAAAAAGCAAACAUUCCUUCACGUCGGGGAAAAGUUGCUAGGAAUAAAUUUCUGUGAUUUCUAAGAGAUCAAUUUUCCAAACUCUUCUUAGGAGGGAUUUUUCUUUCAUUUCUCCUCAGCUUCUGUAAAAAGCAGAAGCAUUUACAAAAAUACAGGACCCCUCUUCUAACCAAGCCACCUGCCGCAAGCCAGUUAAAGUUCAUAACUGAAAGCAAACCCUCUUUAGUUGCAUUUCUCUUUGUGCAUCUGUACUCAUUGUUGAACAUUGGUGCAACAUCAUUUCUUCUCCUCACCCCACCAACCCACCCAGAGGUUUGACUUCGGAUCUGUGUACAUUGUCUAGUCAUACAAAAGCAGAAUGAUGUGACUCAGCUGCAAAACGGAAACACUCUCAGUGGAAACUGGGCUCUGUUCUGCUCCUUCUCUAGAGUGCAGCCCAAAACAUUAUGGAUAUAUAUACUUGUACAGAACUAUUAGCUAUUAACUGUAGUUCUUUGAGAACUUUGCUGAAAUAACUAGCCUGUAACCACAACCUUGAACUUGCUUAUCCUGCUUCAGUCUAGGGUCUAUAAAUAACCCAGAGAUUAUCUUUUUUUAGUUAGCACAGUAAAAGGAGACAUAUGUAAUUCUCCAUCUUUUAUCGCUCUCUAGCUUUGUCUCUUGUUUCACCUUUUCCUAAAAUUAAAUUUAGAAGUAGAGGAUGUUGUGAACCACUGUAGGAAAAAGCUUUGGAAUAUUUGGCUCAAAAUUAAAUACCCAAAUUGAAUGUAAUUGAGGCUACUUUUUUAAAAUGCUGCUAUCUGUUUGUAACUUUGUUCUUGGGAUCUUAAUAUUUAUCCUUACUUGUCACUAUUGUCAUAAAGGAGAAAAUAGAUUAUUCAUUUAAGUCUCAGUCUUUUAUGUUCUUGGGAGAGAGUAUCUGACUGUUAACAGGUUAAAUCUAAUUACAGGUGAAUGAGCCUUGCUUGGUGCCCAUUUGGACAGGCAUGUGUUGGUUGUUCUCGUGUGGUACUUGGUUUUGACUUCGGUCUCAACACCUGGUCCUGUUCGUGCUAGAAAAUGUUCUAGGUUUUACUGGGUUCACAGAUCUUUGAGAUGAGGUUUUAAUUUGAAGUUGAUUUGUUUCCAUUUGGGGGAAGGCAUUGUUUUAAUGCAUACUAGAGUACUCUGUGAGACUCUAAGUUUAAUAAAAGGUGAUUUUAGACAGCCCAUCAGCAAUGAAUGCUAGAGGAAUGAAGAAGCAAUGGCAAGAACUGUUGACUUAUCAGUUGGUGGGUUUUGAUUUGUUUUCUCACUUUCAUUAUUCCAAAUCAUUGCUUAUUACAUGGCACAUCUCAUAAAGUGACCCCCCAACAUGAUGGAAAGUACUUUUAAAUAUAAAUAGGACACAGAAUUUGGGGUUUUGCAUUGUCCUUUCUUCAUGGGACUAGAAGCCCUUGAGGGCCUCUCUUUGUAGAAAGGUCUGGAUUGAAGCUGACUGUUGUCCAGUUGGGGCACUUUAGGCACCUAUGGAAGGGAACCCAUUAAGUAGAAACUCUUACCAGGCUGGAGAUGAUCUCUCAUUUUCGACUACCCUGCUGCAAACUAGUCUCUCUCCCUUUGUCUCCCUCACCCAUGGUCCUGGGCUCUGGCUCUGAUUCAGGCUUUUUGGCUAGGGAGCUAGUUAGUGAACAAGUGGGCCCUCGUGGCUCCUACUUUGAAUUUGCCUUCUGAUUUGUCUUUUCCUGUAGGAGUGCCUUAUAGUACUAUCUUGCAUCAUCAUUAAACAGUUUGUCUAAUCCACUUGAAACUCCACGAUAAGUCUGUUGCGCAUUCAGGAUCCUCAGCCUAAAACAAGAAUCAUUUUGCUUGUUCUCUCCUGGCUCGUAUGAGAUGUAUACGGGGCCGGCGUAUUCCAAGAUGCACGUCAAACCUUUCACCUUAGUUUAACUUGGUGCCUUAACUUCAAAGAACAAAGAGAAUUCUGUCAGGAAUGCUUUGCCAAGUUUGAACAGUACCAAUUCGAGCCCGUGAGGAUUAUUGGCCAUUUUACCAGGAAAUACAAAGGACUCAAUAAUUUAAACUUGAUGCUGUUUUUUAAUCACUCAUUUUUUUUUCCCUUUAAUUAACUAGACUCAGGGGAAUUCAAUGAUGACAUGAAGGCUUUGAACCAAUGGAUAGAAAUGAUGAGUAGCUAUUUAAAUUGGAACCAGUAAAAUAGUGAAAUUUGUAACAGAGGUUUGGGGGAUUAAUUUGGGCACAGGGAUCCUUUUCCUUUGUUGCCCAGGAACUUUCUUUUGAAUGUGCCACCCUGUCCAAAUAGAAAACCAGAAUCCUCUUGGGUGAAUAUCAUCCUUGCCAUGGAACACUGUGCUUUGUGUGGUAGAUCACCAGAAGUAGCUCCCUGGUUUUUCAACACCAUAGACCUAAGGCCAAAUUUUGGCUUUGACCAUAGGCAAAAGUCAUGGUUCAAACAGUUGAUCACCCACAACAAAAGGUCAUCAGUCUGUCCCUAUAAGGAAGAGUUGAGAGGAAGGAAGGACUGCUAAGAUCAUAGAGGUGUCCUGGGUCAAAGACUGAAGAGUAAAGAGGAAUUCUAUCAGAUGCAAUUCAUUCUUAUCUUCCUGGUUCAGGGUGAUGUAAUUGUUCCCUUAUUUCUGUGAGAGCUAGAUUCACUUUUCAAUUCAGAAUAAAGGAUUUUCAUUUUCAUAUCAUUGUUGCAUAUGUGGCAAGAAACUGUUUUUCAGUGUGCUAAUUUAUAUUUGGAUUUUUCUGUCUUUAAAGUUUUUUAUAUUGUUUUGUUUUUAUUUAACUUUUCACCACUGGGUUUACAUUGUAUUUUUUUUUCUGAAUGUAAUAAUGUCUAAGUGAAAUUGAAGUUGUAUUGUCGACAAGCACCUGGUUUUUAUGAUCAUUUGUAACCUAAUUUAAGUGCACCAGUCCCUAACGUGUAAAGGCGUCUCCUAAUUAAUAAACAAUAUGAAAAUAA
This is a messenger RNA of Vombatus ursinus (common wombat), 9038 nucleotides long. It is a transcript of the gene PLEKHM3, whose product is annotated as pleckstrin homology domain containing M3. NCBI's taxonomy places the organism in Eukaryota, Metazoa, Chordata, Mammalia, Diprotodontia, Vombatidae. The record is from RefSeq and is a predicted model, not a curated record. The transcript has 8 exons. Bases 399 to 2666 code for a protein of 755 amino acids.